AUGACGGCCGGGGAAGACGUCGCGUUGUCGGCGCCGUCGUUACGGGACCUGUCGGCUGGGGUCCUGUGCACCAAGACCCAAUUACAGGAUGUAGUGCUGAAAAUGCAUCUUCCAUUACCCGUCAGUCAUUCACUGUUCGAUAAAAAGAAAGAAGAAUGGCAGCGCUCGAAAGAACCAGUAGCGGCCGAGGCGUUACGAGCAUGGUGCGACUCGGCACGUUUGCCAUUGUCGCAUCUUGAUCUUACUGGAGCAGAUCUGACAGACACAUUACUAGCUGAUUUACUAGAAGCUCAUCAGAACGGUAUCACCCAGCUGGAUCUUACUAAUGUCAAAGGCAUAUCGGAUGAGACGAACACGCUGUUGGAUCAACGAAAUGUGACAUUUCCGAAUUUGCGAUCACUCAAAAUGACAUCCAUGGAGCUACUGAGUCGGCCACCACCACGCAGGAAGAUCGGUGUAGCCAGUAUGGAUACUCGUAACAUACCGGUGUUAGGCGAAGAAGAUUUAGAAGGAGCUGGUGGUCUGGAUCAAAUGCGAGAGAAUCGAGGUGGCCCAUCACAUCUGAUGCAUUCAAAUCAGCAACCAAUUUUUGAAGGAUGCUCUUCCUCUUUCAAUGGGGGUAUUGGUAUUGCUUCUUUAACUGAGCCCAUAGAAGAAAAAAUUGUCAUAGAAGAAGAACGUGAACCACCAGUGUUCACCUCGAGAUGUCCUAAUGUAACAACGCUAACUCUGCCUAAGGUGCGGAGGUUCCCCGAAGACGAAGAGAAUUCACCAAAUGAUUUGUUGCAUCGCGUCUUUGAACCGUUGAAAGAUUUGAGGGUCCUUGAUUUGUCCUACUGGAAUCGGAUGGAAGACCUUCGAUGUGUGCAGCCUCUGCGUCUGACGACACUGAUAUUAUUUGAUGUACCUGAUUUGUACCGUACCAUUGACAGCAUCAUCACUCUGACGGAACUCAGAUUUCUUGACCUUUCACAAUCAUCACGAGACACGGGUCUGUAUCCGAGGCCAGUGACCGCACUGCACAAGCUGGUCACAAAUUUGAAGCAUCUCACUUGCCUGGACAUUUCCUCUACGAAUUUGGCCGCACAGCCAAGUCCAAGGGAUUGGCCAGUGAAGCCCGAUAUGCAUCAAGGAAAUGUGCGCUCAGAUAUCGUAGGACUACGGUUCCUCAGCAACCACUGGAUUUUAUUGGUCUGUUCAAUUGUGAAAACGCUAGCCAUUUUGGUGAGAUUCCGGCCAAACACAUUUCUGGUGAUGCAAAUGAAGACCAAGUCAUUAUGGCUUUACAAAUGUACAAAGAUCGUGCCGGCUUGCUGCAGUCUGUUUUGA
This is a messenger RNA of Ostertagia ostertagi, 1329 nucleotides long. Lineage: Eukaryota; Metazoa; Nematoda; Chromadorea; Rhabditida; Trichostrongylidae. The record is from the annotation of a GenBank genome assembly.